This is a messenger RNA of Racocetra persica, 417 nucleotides long. NCBI's taxonomy places the organism in Eukaryota, Fungi, Glomeromycota, Glomeromycetes, Diversisporales, Gigasporaceae. The record is from the annotation of a GenBank genome assembly.
AAAUCCUCACUACCUUCAAAAACAAAUGAAAACAAUAUAUUGGAUAUUUUCGCAUCUUCAUCUAUAUCCAACGUUCCAUCAAAUAAUCCUUCAUCAGCAUCGCAGCUUAAAGGGGCUGACCUAUUUGCGAUAGGUCAAUCACCUCUUACAAGCAAUGUACCUUCUAAUCCCCUUCAGGGAAAUUCUAAUCCCCAAACAACACCAACUUCUACAUCUAACCAUGACACUUUGAAGUCAUCUAUUUUAUCAUUAUAUAACAGUCCAAAUUUGAAACCAAACACGUUGCCCCAAUCUUUUUUAGGAAAUUAUAGUUCUCCCAAUCUUCCAUUGAGUAACGCAAAUAAUUCUACUCCACCACAGAAUGCUAACAAAAACGGGAAUGCUUACAUGAAUGAUCUGCUGGGGGGCUUCAUGUAA